ACAAAACUUAAAUAGACACACAGCUUUCCUACGGAAGCUGCCGCAGCGCAAACAGGCUUUAGCGUCAGCAUGGGUUCUCUGCAAGCUUCUGCAACUUUACGUCCUGCGGCGAGCAUCCCACGAGCUGCCGUGAAGCCAUGCACAAAUGGGAGGUCUGCAGAACCAGUCAGACCGAUGCUAAAGACGCUGCGCCUGCUAAGUAGGCAGUCUCAUUGUGAGCCUGGGAGCGUAUUUUGCAUGUUGCAUCGGAAAGGCGUCAGUGGAGUUCACAAACUUGUGCAGAUUGCAGGCUGGCAGCAAAGAGAGUUUACUGAGUCAGCAGGCCAAUAUUCCAAGCUGCAUAAAGCAAGGAAUGACGUCAGAUUGAAGAGUUCCAAACUGGAAACCCUCCAUCAGCCGUCAGAAGAACAGCUUGCACCGGAAGCUUGCAGUACCAAAGCAAGAUCGCGUUCGACAACAAACUUCCAAACAAGAGCCAGCGCUUGCCUGGCCGCCGAGAGGGCUGCUUUCGACGCCGGCCUACAGCCGCUGCUGAGGAAUCUGGUUUGCUCGGCCCUGGUGCUUCUGACGUCAGCAUCCAGCCUGGCUUUCGUCAGCCCAGCGGCAGCAGGAGCUGCUCCCAUGACCGUUGUCAGCGGUACAAACCAAGCCACCAGUUACGACUUGGGCAUGAGGUCCGCUCAGUCCGCCGUUCCGCUGUGGCGCUUGGCUUUCGUUGAGUACGCCAGCGUGUCCGACGUCCCAAACCCGAGGACAGACCAUGGGGGCUGGGUGGUGGAUGGCGCAAGCGUGAUGUCAGACUCCCAGAAAGAACACAUCGAGCGGGUUGCGCAGAAACUGAAGGACGAAACAGGUGCUGAAAUAACGGUGGUGACCGUUGAUCAGCUUUCGAGGAUGACGACCCCGAAGGCGUUCGCCACAGAGCUUUUCAACACGUGGGGCAUCGGCGACCAAGAGAAGAACAACGGAGUCUUGGUCUUGCUCGUCAAGGAGCAGAGGCGGCUGGAGAUCGAGAUCGGGCGGGGCCUCAACGCGCCCUUCAACAAGGCCUCCUGGCUCAAGGGCAUGCAGAAGCAAAGCAUGGUGCCGUUGCUGAAGAAGAACGACUUCGGGGGAGGCCUUGUCGCGGGAGUGGACGCGCUCGGGGACAAACUGAGGGCGGUCGAGACGGAGCCGGCAGCGCCCAGUGCGGAAGCGGCUAAAGAUAUGUCUGAUACAUUCGUCUGGCUUGGCCUCUUUCUCGGGCCCUUGGCGAGUCUCGCUGCUUUUCGUGCUUACCAGAACUGGCGACGUGAACGCAAGCAACGCAAGGAGUCGUCUGCUAGCGUCAAAGGAAGCAGCGGCGGAAAAAGCGGAAGCACCGGAAGUGGAAGCAGGUCGUAUACGAGGUCGACCUCGUAUGAUGAUGACGACUAUUACGUCGGCGGCUCGUAUCGGAGUGGGAGCUCGGGAUCGAGCUCCAGCAGCAGUAGCUCUAGCGACUCUAGUUACAGCAGCUCCGACUAUGGCGGCGGGUCGUCAGACGGCGGCGGAUGCGGCUCCGAUUUCUGAGCCAUGACAGCGGGUGCGCCCCAGUGAAGGUGCACGAUCAAUGAUCAGAACACGUCCGAUGCCAUCAUGUUGAGAGUCAGUGUUGUUUUGUGUGCUUCGAAUUCAGGUCCUUGCUUUGUGCUAUAAUCUGAAAGUCAGGUUGUGUAGUACUUCAUUCUUGAAAAAGGUUCACGUAGAAGUUCCAAAAACCAGAAAAACCGGGACUUUAUGCUGAGCUUUCGAAAGCUGUGCGACUAGAGCACUGAAGGCUUUCCUGGCGGAUUUUGAUUUUGUCAGUGUCGAUUUGAAUUCCGUCUUUCUGAUCCGCACCAUGGAACUAGCGACU
Messenger RNA from Klebsormidium nitens, 1876 nucleotides. NCBI's taxonomy places the organism in Eukaryota, Viridiplantae, Streptophyta, Klebsormidiophyceae, Klebsormidiales, Klebsormidiaceae. The record is from the annotation of a GenBank genome assembly.